AUGGCCCUCAGAAAUCAUACCAAGGUAACUGAAUUUAUUUUUUGUGGACUUAGCCAGUCUCCAGAAGUGAGCUUACUCUUAUUUUUCCUUUUAUCUCUGGUUUACGUGAGCACUGUGUUGGCAAAUGUGGCCAUCGUGGUGACCGUGACCUGUGAGUCCUGCCUUCACACCCCCAUGUACUUGCUGCUCCACAAUCUCUCUGUCUUGGACAUCUGCUUCUCCUCCAUCACGGCUCCCAACGUCCUCAUAGACCUUCUUUCCUGGAAAAAGGCCAUCUCCUUCAAUGGAUGCAUCACCCAGAUGUUCUUCUUCCACCUGCUGGGGGGAGCAGAUGUGUUUUCUCUCUCCGUCAUGGCCUUGGAUCGGUACGUGGCCAUCUCCAGGCCCCUGCACUACGUGACCAUCAUGAGCAGGGGGUGCUGCUUAGCCCUCAUCGCGGCCUCCUGGCUGGGGGGCUUUGUCCACUCCAUCAUGCAGAUUUCCCUCUUGCUCCCUCUCCCCUUCUGUGGCCCCAACGUCCUUGACACUUUCUACUGUGAUGUUCCGCAGGUCCUCAAACUCGCCUGCACGGACACCUUCAUGCUCGAGCUCCUGAUGAUUUCCAACAAUGCCCUGGUCACUACUGGGUGGUUUAUCUUCCUGCUUCUGUCCUACACGGUCAUCCUGAUGAUGCUGAGGUCUCACACGGGCGAGGGCAGGAGGAGAGCCAUCUCCACCUGCACCUCCCACAUCACGGUGGUGACCCUGCACUUUGUGCCCUGCAUCUACGUCUACGCCCGGCCCUUCACCGCCCUCCCNNNGGAUAAGCCCGUCCAUGUCACCUUCACGGUCAUCUCCCCGCUGCUGAACCCCGUGAUCUACACCCUGCGGAACCACGAGAUGAAGUCAGCCAUGAGGAGACUCAGGAAAAGACUUGGACCUUCUCAUGAAAUGGACCAGUAG
Molecule: messenger RNA, 942 nt
Organism: Heterocephalus glaber (naked mole-rat)
Lineage: Eukaryota; Metazoa; Chordata; Mammalia; Rodentia; Bathyergidae
Source: RefSeq, a predicted model, not a curated record